GUGAAAACUUUUACUGUACUUAAACAGUCGUGGGCAUAAACUAAAGGGAGGCAAAACUUCUAAAGGAAAGAAUGUCAUAUAGACUCUCAGGACUUCUGUGCAAGACCGUUGUGUUCUGCCUUAUCCUUUCUAUCAGCGGUCAGAAAUCAAAUUCGCUUAAUGAAGUUGCUGAUGUGAAUACCAAGAGGUGCACAAACGAUUGUUUUAAAGCGAAUACUGAAUGCCAGGCUGGAGAAAGUACUUCGACUAUUGUAGGAAUAUUGAAAUGCAGACCUUUAACUGCCUUAAAAAUUACAUCAACUCAAGAAACUAUGACAUCAACUGCAACACACAUCUUACAAACAAGUAAAUGGCGACGAAGAAAUACAUACUUUACAAGAAGACCGAGACCCACAAAUCACACUAGAAGACCAAGGCCAACUCAUCACACCAGAAGACCACCGAGACCAACACACCGCACAAGAAGGCCACCGAGACCAACACACCACACAAGAAGAACACAUCAUACUAGAAGACCAACGAGACCUACACAUCAUACUAGAAGACCUCCCAGACCCACACAUCACACUAAAAGACCACCGAGACCCACACACCUUACAAGAAGACCCACAAGACCCACACACCACACAAGAAGAACACAUCCUACCAAAAGACCAACGCGACCUACACAUCACACAAAAAGACCAAUGAGACCUACACACCACACAAGAAGAACACAUCCCACAAAAAGACCAACGAGACCCACACAUCACACAAAAAGACCUACAAGACCCACACACCACACAAAAAGAACACAUCCUACCAAAAGACUUACGCGUCCUACACAUCCCACACGUAGAACUACACGCCACAAAAAGCCAACAAAACCAACCCAUCAUACAAAAAGACCAACGAGAACUACUCGUCACACACAGAGACCAACACGGCAUACAAAAAAACCUACGAAAACUACACGACAUACGAAGAAGCCGACAAAAACUACUUAUCACACAGUUAAGCCAACAAUAACAACGAGAUGCACAAGCACAACAGCUGAGCCGACGUACCCACCUACAACGGACACACCGCCCGCACCUACAACCUCCGAACCAACACCAGAGCCAACACCUCCUGAUCCGACAACACCUGAACCUACAACACCAGAGCCUACAAUUCCACCAACACAAAAACCUACAACACCUGCACCAACAACUCCAGCACCUACAACCCCUGCACCUACUACUCCUGAACCAACAACAUUUUCAACUCCAACAGCAGAGCCUACAACAGCAGAACCUACUACGCUCGCACCUACAACAAUUGAAACCUCAUCUACCACAACAUCCACUAUCGCACCCUCAACAACUAAAUCGACUUCAACAACUUCAACAACAGAUAACCCAGUCCCAUCUACGACCGCAACGACAUCAACAACCGAAUCCACAAUUCCACCUAGCACAACAAAUUCUGCAAGUUCACCAACGACAACAACCAACUUUACAACCUAUUCAACAACUUCAACAACAGAAAGCCCAGUCCCAUCUACGACCGCCACGACAUCAACAACCGAAUCCACAAUUCCACCUAGCACAACAAAUUCUACAACAACAACCGAUUCAACAACUAAUUCUACAAGUUCACCAACAACAACAACCAACUUAACAACCCAUUCAACAACUUCAACAACAGAAAGCCCAGUCCCAUCUACGACCGCAACGCCAUCAACAACCGAAUCCACAAUUCCACCUAGCACAACAAAUUCUACAACAACAACCGAUUCAACAACUAAUUCUACAAGUUCACCAACAACAACCAACUUAACAACCCAUUCAACAACUUCAACAACAGAUAGUCCAGUUCCAUCUACGACCGCAACGACAUCAACAACCGAAUCCACAAUUCCACCUAGCACAAAAAAUUCUACAACAACAACCGAGUCAACAACUAAUUCUACAAGUUAUCCAACAAGAACAACAACCAACCUAACAACCGAAUCCACAAUUCCACCUAGCACAACAAAUUCUACAACAACAACCGAUUCAACAACUAAUUCUACAAGUUCACCAACAACAACCAACUUAACAACCCAUUCAACAACUUCAACAACAGAUAGUCCAGUUCCAUCUACGACCGCAACGACAUCAACAACCGAAUCCACAAUUCCACCUAGCACAACAAAUUCUACAACAACAACCGAGUCAACAACUAAUUCUACAAGUUCACCAACAACAACAACAACCAACCUAACAACCCAUUCAACAACUUCAACAACAGAAAGCCCUGUCCCAUCUACGACCGCAACGACAUCAACAACCGAAUCCACAAUUCCACCUAGCACAACAAAUUCUACAACAACAACCGACUCAACAACUAAUUCUACAAGUUCACCAACAACAACCAACUUAACAACCCAUUCAACAACUUCAACAACAGAUAGCCCAGUUCCAUCUAAGACCGCAACGCCAUCAACAACCGAAUCCACAAUUCCACCCAGCACAACAAAUUCUACAACAACCGAAUCAACAACUGUUACAACAACAACAACGAGGUCUACAACCGAUUGCCAAGUUCCAUCUACAACCCCAAUGAUCGAAUAUUGAAUAAUAGAAUAUUGAAAUCCACCCAGUACAACACCGACUCUACAACUCCUACAUCAACAACAACAGCUCGAUCAAAAGCUAUAGAUUCAACAGCUACACCAACAACAACAAACAAUUGAAUAGCCCUUCUAUUAAAAAGCAUUUCUACAAUUUAAGCAAUAACAAAUGAAUCAACAACCACGCCUACAACAAUGCCAACAACAGCAAUCUAUUCUACAAAUGCGAUACGAUUCCAUCAGCAACUCCCACAAACAAUAUUUUGUUUUAAGCGGAAUUCAAGAUAAUAAUAAUCCAAAUAAAAAUAAAACAAGCAUUUGCUUAAAUUGUUUGUAUAUAUUUUUUUUAUUAUACAAAAGUAAAGAUUAUAUGGCAAUAAAAGAAUUUGAAAGCCGUACAAUGGUGCCUACAUA
This is a messenger RNA of Drosophila montana, 2989 nucleotides long. RefSeq names its product mucin-2-like. The record is from RefSeq and is a predicted model, not a curated record. Lineage: Eukaryota; Metazoa; Arthropoda; Insecta; Diptera; Drosophilidae. The coding region runs from base 72 to 2579 and encodes 835 amino acids. The transcript has a single exon.